AUGGCGGAGGAGGCCAUGGAGAGCUACCUGUAUGCCCCCUACCACCCCUACCCCUAUUCCUACCGCUACCCGCCGCCCAAGGGCAAGGGGGGAGCGGCGGGCAGCUGGCGGCCGCGGGGCAGCGGCUACUUCUCGGGCUCCGGGGAGGCGGCGGCGGCCGCCGAGUACUUCGACAACUACCAGCGGGCGCAGCUGAAGGCCAUCCUCUCCCAGGUCAACCCCAACCUGACGCCGCGGCUCCGCAAGGCCAACACCAAGGAGGUGGGCGUCCAGGUCAACCCGCGGCAGGACGCCUCGGUGCAGUGCUCCCUCGGGCCCCGCACGCUGCUGCGCCGCCGCCCCGGCCCCGCCGCCGGGCCGCGGCCCCGGGAGGGGGGGGAGCGGGAGCGGGAGCAGGAGCAGGGCAGCCCCGCCACGACCAGCACCCGCGCCGUGCGCUUUCCCCGCACCAUCGCCGUCUACUCGCCCGUGGCGUCCCGCAGACUCACCGCCUUCCUGGAGGAGCCGGGCCCGGAGCCGGAGCGGCGGCCGCAGGAGGAGGAGGAGGCGGCGGCGGCGGCCGCCGUCGUCGAGGAGAAGCCGGCGGCGCAGGCGGCGGCCGUCGAGGAGGAGUCGGCCGAGCAGCGGGAGGCGGAGGCGGCCGCCGUGAGGGAGAGCUGGGAGAAGCCCGCCGAGGGCAGCGCCGAGCCUCUGGGGCAGCGCCCGGCCGCGGCCCCGCAGCUGCCGGCGGAGAACCGGGAGGAGGAGAGGGCGGCAGCGGCGAGGGCAGAGCCGCCGGCCGCCCCCAAGAAGCGGGAGCCGGCGGCGGAGAAGACCCGCCUGCGCUUCCAGUUCCUGGAGCAGAAGUACGGCUACUACCACUGCAAGGACUGCAACAUCCGCUGGGAGAGCGCCUACGUUUGGUGCGUCCAGGGCACCAACAAGGUCUAUUUCCGGCAGUUCUGCCGGACCUGCCAGAAGUCCUACAACCCGUACCGCGUGGAGGACAUCACCUGCCAGAGCUGCAAGCAGACGCGGUGCACCUGCCCCGUGAAGAUGCGCCACGUGGACCCCAAACGGCCCCACCGCCAGGACCUCUGUGGGAGGUGCAAGGGGAAACGCCUCUCCUGCGAUAGCACCUUCAGUUUCAAAUACAUCAUCUGAGCGGGAUAGUGGUUUUUUUUUUUUUUUUGGUGUUUGUUUAAGGCUCUUCCAGAAAACUGCAAGUAGAGCGAGUUUUGGGUUGUGUGUUUUUUUUUUUUUUUUUUUUUUUCGGUUGGGAUUGUUGAAGGUACUUGGUGAGGUUGUAGCUAGGAAAGCAUGCAAAUAAAAGUAUUGCAAAGCA
Tyto alba (common barn owl) is the source of this 1324-nucleotide messenger RNA. It is a transcript of the gene ZAR1, whose product is annotated as zygote arrest 1. NCBI's taxonomy places the organism in Eukaryota, Metazoa, Chordata, Aves, Strigiformes, Tytonidae. Bases 1 to 1143 code for a protein of 380 amino acids. Gene Ontology annotation, cellular component: cytoplasm. The transcript has 4 exons. Gene Ontology annotation, biological process: translation. The record is from RefSeq and is a predicted model, not a curated record. Gene Ontology annotation, molecular function: mRNA base-pairing post-transcriptional repressor activity.